Molecule: messenger RNA, 2358 nt
Organism: Striga asiatica
Lineage: Eukaryota; Viridiplantae; Streptophyta; Magnoliopsida; Lamiales; Orobanchaceae
Source: the annotation of a GenBank genome assembly
AGAAAAAAAAAAUAAAAAAAUCAAUGCAAUGGCACUGCUGCUAACCAUGACCCAGGUCGAGGAGGAUACCAUUACCACCACUACUAAGCAUUCUUCAAAUCUUAUUAUUCUGUAGAAUUACAUCAUCCGAUUUCUGUUGGAAAAAGAAACGUUACUUUUGUCUGAUUAUCCAAAGUUAUUGGUCAUCAGGGACAGCAUUUUCCAUAUCCUGUAUGGUAUACAGUGCUCGUUUAUGGAUGAAGGAUACAUGUGAUAGAAAGAAAAGAUGAAACUUGCUUAUGAGGGGUUGAUGGUACAAUGACUGGUGGGUCAUUGGGAUCAAGACUGUCCGGAAGUUUUGGAUCCUUGCAGCAACAGGCACAGAAUGGAGGAUCACAGCUUCAGAAUCUGUACAUAACUCGCAGGCCAUCAAAGACAUCCCUUACUGGUUAUAGAGAGAAAGAAAAGUUUUUCUCCACCACUUUCAGAUAUUUGAGCAGAAAGAAAGUCGCGAUGCUGGUGCUGGCGGCUUUCGCCAUUGUAGCAUUCAUGACAGGGUUCUUUACAGUCAAUAAAGAGGAUGAUUUCGACAGCUCAGGUUUGCCAUUUGAUGCUAGAUAUUUUAACAAGUCCUUCAUCACCCCUACAUACUUUUCUGGAAAAGAAGCAGUGCCAUCUAACAGUAGUUUGAAGAUUAACAAAGUUUUAGUAUGUAAAGAGAGUACCUAUUGGGGCAUUCUUUUCAAUUCCUCAAUUUUGAGCAACUCUUCGGUGGAUGCUACUGUUUUAACGAAUCCAUGCAAAGAUUUUGCAUUUCCGCCCCCUCCUCCCGGUGAUGCAAGGCGAGUCGGCCCACGCCCAUGCCCAGUAUGCUAUGUACCGGUGGAGCAGGCCAUAGCCCGUAUGCCCAGACUCCCAUCUCCUUCUCCUGUUCUUCAGAAUUUAACUUACUUCUCUGAGGAGAAUCCAUCAAACACCGAAGCAAAUGGAGGCUCUGAUUUUGGUGGCUAUCCUUCGCUGAAGCAGAGGAAUGAUUCUUUUCACAUCCGAGAGUCAAUGACUGUUCACUGUGGCUUUGUCAAAGGUUGCAGACCUGGUCAUCAAACUGGAUUCGACAUUGAUGUGACUGACCUUAAGUUGUUGGAGCAGUUGCAUGAAGUCAUUGUUGCCUCAGCUAUAUUUGGAAAUUACGAUGUAAUUCAGCAGCCAAAGAAUAUUGGUGAAACUGCACGAAGGGAUGUUCCUUUCUUUAUGUUUGUUGAUGAAGUGACUGAAACAUACAUGAAAAACUCUAGCAUCUUGGGGAGUAACAAGAAAGUUGGAUUGUGGAGGAUUAUAGUUGUUCGUAAUGUUCCUUACAUUGAUUCAAGGAGAAAUGGAAAGGUGCCAAAGCUCUUGUUGCAUAGGCUCUUUCCGAAUUCGAGGUACUCUAUCUGGAUUGAUGGAAAGCUUCAGCUUGUUGUGGACCCAUACCAGGUUCUUGAGAGGUUCUUGUGGCGCCAAAAUGCAACUUUUGCUAUUUCAAGGCACUAUCGUCGCUUUGAUGUGUUUAAAGAAGCCGAAGCCAAUAAAGCUGGAGGGAAGUACGAUAAUACUUCUAUCGAUUAUCAGAUUGAAUUUUAUAAAAAGGAAGGUUUAACACCAUACACAACUGCUAAGCUUCCUAUAACUAGUGAUGUUCCUGAAGGAUGUGUAAUUAUAAGAGAACACAUCCCCAUCACAAAUCUCUUCAGUUGUCUGUGGUUUAAUGAAGUUGACCGAUUUACUUCCAGGGAUCAGUUGAGCUUUUCAACUGUGAGGGACAAAAUUGCAGCCAAAGUUAACUGGGGCAUCCAUAUGUUUCUAGAUUGUGAAAGGCGCAAUUUCGUUAUACAGGCUUAUCACAGGGAUUUGUUAGAACAAAGGGCCCACAUGGCUUUUCGGAGAACUCAGAGUCCACCAGUGACCGUAGUUCGUGAGAGUAGUCCUCCCAAAAAGAACAUGGUUCGACGUGGAAAAGAGAGGAGAUCUGCUUCAAGGAGGCGCCGUAAAGUGAAUCCGAAGACCAGAGAAAUAUUCUUUACUUGAUUUUUUUAUUUUUUUUUUACUUUACCUCAGAGUUGUAUAGCCCCCCUUUGCAGACCGAUGUUCGGUGGGGAUAGGAUAAUUUUUUAAAUUUUUCUGUGGCCUUUCUCGUUGAUAGUCUUGACACAAUCCUUUGGGGAGAAAUUCGCAAGAACAUUGUUUAAAUUGAAAAACAUAUGAAUUCAUGAUGUUGUAAGUACUGUUGCUGCUAAUAAUUCAGUUUAAUGGUUUUCUAACUUAUUCCUAAGUUCAUUGACUCAUGCCUCGUUAGGAACAGGGCUUACAUAUUGUAAAAACGGACUCAUAGGACUGUAC